This is a messenger RNA of Nerophis lumbriciformis (worm pipefish), 1302 nucleotides long. Lineage: Eukaryota; Metazoa; Chordata; Actinopteri; Syngnathiformes; Syngnathidae. The record is from RefSeq and is a predicted model, not a curated record.
AUGCUUCAGGAUUUAAGCGCCAGCGUCCUCUUUCCGCCGUGUCUGCAGCACACAACUUUUGCUCAAGUUCCCGACAAUGACGAGCAGUUCGUCCCAGACUUCCAGACUGAAAACUUGGCGUUCCACGGACUGCAGCUGAAAAUCAAGCGGGAGCUGCAUAGUCCGUGUUCUGAGCUUAGCUCCACCUGCAGCCAAGAGCGGCCCUUCAAACUCCAGUAUGGAGAGAAGUGCCUGUACAACAUCAGUGCCUACGAGCAGAAGCAGCACGCAGGCAUGAAGCCCUCCAACCCAGUGACGCCACCCUGUAGCACCCCCGUGUCCCCCCUCCAUCAUGGCGCCCCGACCCCCAAACCCGAGCGGGUGUACACCCACGUGCCGCCCUCGAUACCCGAAGCCGCCUAUGCCAUGGAUCACAGAUUUCGCCGUCAGCUUUCUGAGCCGUGUCACUCGUUCCCGUCCCCGCCGACAAUGUCCCGGGACGCCCGGCCCCUGUACCAGCGUCAAAUGUCCGAGCCCAGCAUCCCCUUCCCUCCUCAAGGCUUCAAGCAGGAAUACGCCGACCCACUGUUCGAACCUCAUCCCGCCAUGAUGGGCGCCCCGCUGCCCCACAUGUACCCCGCCGCCAUGAUGAUCAAGCAGGAGCCCCGAGACUUCAACUACGACUCGGCAGAGGUUCCCAGUUGCCAUUCGGUCUACCUGCGACAAGAUGGCUACCUGGCCCACAGCAAUCGGACCGAAGGUUGCAUGUUUGACAAAGUGGCCAGGCACUUUUACGACGACACCUGCGUGGUGCCAGAGAAAGUUGAAGGAGACAUAAAACAGGAGGCGGGCCUGUACCGCGAGGGUCCGUCCUACCAGCGGCGAGGGUCUCUUCAGCUGUGGCAGUUCCUGGUGGCACUGCUGGACGACCCUGCUAACUCGCAUUUCAUCGCCUGGACGGGUCGCGGCAUGGAAUUCAAGCUCAUCGAACCCGAAGAGGUGGCACGCCGAUGGGGCAUCCAGAAGAACCGACCGGCCAUGAACUACGACAAGCUGAGCCGAUCGCUACGCUACUACUACGAGAAGGGAAUCAUGCAAAAGGUGGCGGGCGAGAGAUAUGUUUACAAGUUUGUGUGUGACCCGGAGGCCUUGUUCUCCAUGGCCUUCCCCGACAACCAGCGUCCGGUCCUGAAAAGCGACGUGGAGCGUCACGUCAACGAGGAGGACACUGUACCCCUGUCGCACUUUGAUGAGAGCGCCCCCUAUGCCCAGGAGGCGUCUUACUGCCAACCGCACCCUUACAGCGAGGCCUACGUCUACUAG